CUAACCAUUUUUGAGCUGUUCCUCACUUUGCACUCGAUGACAAAAGGGCUCACAUGGCACGAGCACUGGGCCUGAGUCACCUGUUUCUUAGCAACAGCCACAACAGGAAAACACCUGUGGCAUCAAUUUAUUCAAAGUGACUUUUAAGGAUUGUGAUAAAUACUGGAAAACUGUGAUAAAUAUUGGAAAAUAUAGCAUACUGGGAACCUGAACUUUUACACAAACAGUCUGUUUGCAGAGAAGUUUAUUUAAUUCUUAUUUGGGACUUUUUUGUGUGAAUAAAAAAAUGGUUUUACGUAGGCCUAUUGUUAUGGUUAAAACUGUUGAAACAGUUUAUCAAUAUAAUUAUUGCGGAUAACAUAACAGGAAUUGUUCUGAUAGAAUACUUACUUGACAGUAAAAUAACUGCUCAUGUUUGAAGUUCAGGCUCCGGCGUUUCAAAAGGGGCAUAUGUUCAGUAAACAUUAGAGCCCAAAAUUGACUGAUUUAUGGUUUAUUCCAGUGAAAAAUAUCAUUUGAAGAUCAUUUACUCUAAAUAACAUUUGUCAACAGUGGUUGUAGCCAACUGUUUACCUUCCGCGUGCCGAAAAAAAAAAACCUUCAGCUGCGCCUGUGGCGCGCUCGAUCUCUCCCUUGCUCGUCACCUGACCGUGAGCCAUAUGCAAAUCAGCCCCGUCCUCAAACGCCAUUGGCUCUCUCUCACUCAUUUAUUCCCUGUCAAAGCGCAUCAUAUGGCCGCUCUUCCACUAACUUUUCUAGCCCACCGCUGAAAGUAGCUCAAAGACAAUUCUGCACUGGAUGUGAAAAUCACCGCGAGAGGAAGUUAGAAUAAAACAAAGGGAGACGAGCUGCUGCAAAGUUCCCAUCCAUCAUCUGUUUGGAUUGUACCUGUAUCUCCUGUUCGAGUGGCCUCUUUUGUUAUUAGGAGGUUCUACGCGUGUGCGCCUGCCAGCGAACGGGGACGUGUGAAUGUUUCUGUGUGCGAGCUGAGUAAGUUAAAGCCGGGUGAAUGUAUAGCAUGAUGAUGGAAACGGACUUGCAUUCUCCAGGAGCCCAGACUAACACAAACACGGGCCACACGGGACCCAACAGCAAAGUUAACCAAGACCGCGUCAAGAGACCCAUGAACGCGUUUAUGGUGUGGUCUCGGGGUCAGCGCAGAAAAAUGGCUCAGGAGAAUCCAAAGAUGCACAACUCGGAGAUCAGCAAGCGCCUCGGAGCGGAGUGGAAAGUCAUGUCCGAGGCGGAAAAGCGACCCUUCAUUGACGAGGCGAAAAGACUGCGCGCCAUGCACAUGAAGGAGCAUCCGGAUUACAAGUACCGACCCCGGAGGAAGACCAAGACCCUGCUCAAGAAGGACAAGUACUCUUUGGCGGGUGGCCUGCUCGCUGGAUCAGGAGGCGGAGGCGGCGUGGGGCUGGGAAUGGGUGCAGCGGGGGUCGGGCAGAGGUUAGAGAGUCCGGUGGGUCACGGCGGCAGCACCGCGGCGAGCUACGCGCACAUGAACGGCUGGACCAACGGCGCGUACUCAGGCCAGGUGGCGGCUGCCGCGGCUGCAGCCGCAAUGAUGCAGGAGGCUCAGCUCGCCUACAGUCAGCACCCAGGCAGCGGAGCGCAUCACCACCACGGGCACCACCACCAUCCGCACAACCCCCAGCCUAUGCACCGCUACGAAAUGACGGCUCUCCAGUACAGCCCCAUCUCAAACUCUCAGAGCUACAUGAGCGCCUCUCCGUCAGGCUAUGGGGGAAUAUCCUACACGCAACAUCAAAACUCCAGCGUGGCUUCAUCUGGGGCCAUCGGCUCGCUGGGCUCGCUGGUGAAAUCGGAGCCGAGCGUAAGCCCUCCAGUUACCGCUCACUCUCGAGCCCCUUGUCCCGGAGACUUGCGAGAGAUGAUAAGCAUGUAUUUACCGACGGCGGAGGCAGGGGACCCGUCCGUUCAGAGCAGACUUCACGCUGUUCCGCAGCACUAUCAAAGUUCCACGACGAGCGUAAACGGAACCGUUCCACUGACACACAUAUGAAAAGAUUUGCAACUACGCAUUCAGACUCGAAUAACCAAAUAUGUACCUCUUUUAGAGCAUAACUACCUUUUUUUGUACAGAAUGUCUGUUCUUGUAAAUUUGAAGGUGAUAUUAUUUAAAUAUAAUACUUAAUCUGAAGGGUGUCCUGGGGAUGUUGUCUGAAUAAUUUGUCCGAAAUGACACCAUAUGCGUGAGCUUUACACAUUUGCGAGGGAUUCAUUCUUCACGUGUGUGUGCGUGUGUGUGUGUGUGUGUGUAUGAGAGAGAUGGUACUAUGUUUGAGACAUGAAAAAGAGUGGGUGCUAAAGUGUAUAGUCAAAAUACAAUGUUUUUAAAGUUUUCUAAGAUUUUUCUCUAUCCAUCUUUGAUUUGUCAACACGUGAGUUGCUGUAUUUGCUCUAUUCCUUAUUUGUUUGUUGUAUUUUUUCCUUGUACAUGGUGAAUAUAUUACAGAGAAGAUUGAUACACAAAUCUGUAAAUAUAAUUCGGAUUUGCCAGGAAAAAGAGGAAACGUUUUGCGUUGAUGUGAGAAGAAUAAAUUUGCUUUUGCUCUGAUUCUGGAAA
Megalobrama amblycephala (Wuchang bream) is the source of this 2590-nucleotide messenger RNA. RefSeq names its product SRY-box transcription factor 1b (gene sox1b). Lineage: Eukaryota; Metazoa; Chordata; Actinopteri; Cypriniformes; Xenocyprididae. Bases 1010 to 2026 code for a protein of 338 amino acids. The transcript has a single exon. Gene Ontology annotation, molecular function: DNA-binding transcription factor activity, RNA polymerase II-specific; RNA polymerase II cis-regulatory region sequence-specific DNA binding. The record is from RefSeq and is a predicted model, not a curated record. Gene Ontology annotation, biological process: anatomical structure morphogenesis; regulation of DNA-templated transcription; cell differentiation.